AUGGCACCGGUGAGACACCCCCCGAACGUCCCCUGCGCCAUCGUCCCCAAAGUCUCCUACACCUUCUACGGCUACCCGGACAACGACCCCCCGGGCGCCGACAUCGCCUACGACUGCGGCCGCGGCUACACGGCCGGCGGCAUCGGCACCUACGCCAACCCCCUGACCUUCGCCACCGCCCCCGGGGAGUUCGCCAUGUGCGAGCUCGUCUACUCGCCCUACCUCCGCAAGUAUCUGUUGCAUGAGGAUUACUGCGAGAGCUGCACCCGCGACUGGGCCGACCGCCACCACCCAGUCUGGCAUGUGGACAUCUGGCUGGGUAGGAACUCGACCACCGAGGCGCACGAGCAGCUGUCGUGCGAGAAUCGGUUGACGCCCGAUGGGCAGAGCCAGGUUGUCAUUCGCAACCCGGAGAGGAACUUGCCCGUCGACGAGAUGACGUUUUACGCUGGCGGCAAGGCGAGUUGUGGGGUUGAGCAUGUGUAUCCGCAGUAUGCGGUGCAGGAGUUUUGUUAA
This is a messenger RNA of Aspergillus homomorphus CBS 101889, 516 nucleotides long. RefSeq lists its product as uncharacterized. The record is from RefSeq and is a predicted model, not a curated record. NCBI's taxonomy places the organism in Eukaryota, Fungi, Ascomycota, Eurotiomycetes, Eurotiales, Aspergillaceae. The transcript is spliced from 3 exons. Bases 1 to 516 code for a protein of 171 amino acids.